AUGAAAGGAGGCAUCCGCUCUGUGCUUUUCCUGGUGACUGGAGUGAUCUUCCUCAGUGGCCUCAGCUGCCUGGGUGAACCCGAGUCUACAGAUGACAAUGUCAGGACAGGGAAGGAGCAACAGCCCAGGCCCCCACACCUUAUCUUUAUCAUGGUAGAUGACCAGGGUUAUGGAGAUAUUGGCUACCAUGGCUCUGAUAUCCACACUCCUGUGCUAGACCAGCUGGCAGCAGAGGGGGUCAAACUUGAAAAUUAUUAUGUCCAGCCAAUCUGCUCGCCUUCUCGCAGUCAACUCAUGACAGGCCACUACCAAAUUCACACUGGCCUUCAGCAUUCAAUCAUCCGGCCACGUCAACCCCUCUGUCUGCCCCCAGACAUUCCCACCCUACCGGAGCGCCUGGUUGAAGCUGGAUACGCCACGCACAUGGUGGGUAAAUGGCACCUGGGCUUCUGCAGACCAAGCUGUUUACCCACAGGACGCGGCUUUCAGAGUUUCCUGGGCACACUUACCGGCAGUGGGGAUCACUUCUCCUAUCAGAGCUGUGAUGGGGCUGAAGCUUGUGGAUUUGACCUGCAUGACGGAGACAGACCUGCAUGGGAGAUGACUGGCAACUAUUCCACUCUGCUCUACAUAGACAGAGUGAAGCAGAUCCUGAGGAACCACGACCACCAUACACCACUCUUCCUCUAUCUGUCCCUUCAGGCCGCCCAUACACCUUUACAGGUACCUGACCGUUUUCUGCACCCUUAUGAUUCUCAGGGCAAUCGUCUCAGGCGCCACUACGCAGCCAUGCUAAGCUGCCUGGAUAACGGGAUCGGACAAAUGGUUCAGGAACUGAAGACUAGUGGGCUCUAUCAAAACUCAGUGUUGAUCUAUUCAUCUGAUAACGGUGGGCAGCCUCUCUCUGGUGGGAGCAACUGGCCACUGAGAGGUGGCAAAGGAACCUAUUGGGAAGGGGGCAUCCGGGCUGUGGGCUUUGUCCACAGUCCCCUCCUGAAGAGGAAGGGUGUAGUCAGCAAGGCACUGAUCCAUGUUUCUGACUGGUAUCCUACAUUACUAGGGCUGGCUGGAAAUCUGCAGUCCCAGCAUGGCCUUGAUGGUCACAAUGUAUGGGGGACCAUCAGUGAGGAUCUACCCUGCCCUCGCACUGAAAUCCUUUUCAACAUAGACCCAGUGUCCAGGAGGCCUGGGGAGCCAUAUUACUAUGCAUUGGAGCUCAAUGGCUUUGGGAUCUGGGACACAGCAGUAAGGGCAGCGAUAAGGGCUGGCGACUGGAAGCUGUUGACAGGAAAUGUGGGUGACGGAGACUGGAUACCACCACAAGCCUAUCCAAGUGGUCCAGAACGUUGGAAGCGUCUCGAAAAGCGACGCAAUAAGCUGGGGAAGUCAGUUUGGCUAUUUAAUGUCAUCUCUGACCCCUAUGAAAGGUUCGACCUCGCAGACGCACGUCCAGAGGUAGUGAAACAUCUGCUGAUCAGGCUGGCAGAGUACAACCAGACAGCUGUGAUGGCUAGAAAUCCACCAGAUGAUCCUAUGGCUGACCCUGAGCUUCAUGGUGGGGUAUGGAGCCCCUGGUUGGGCCUGGAGGGGCAAGAAGGGGAUAGCGGAGAAGAGGAUAGCAGGAAAGAAAGGAUGACAAAGAUUAAGCACUGCAAAGUAUGUAAAUUAAAAGCCCUCUUUAAGAAGGUUGGGUCACACCUGCAUAGGAACACCUUGUUCAUCUAA
Messenger RNA from Scomber japonicus (chub mackerel), 1725 nucleotides. Its product is annotated as arylsulfatase I. NCBI's taxonomy places the organism in Eukaryota, Metazoa, Chordata, Actinopteri, Scombriformes, Scombridae. Bases 1 to 1725 code for a protein of 574 amino acids. The transcript has 3 exons. The record is from RefSeq and is a predicted model, not a curated record.